AUGGCCGGGCAGGGCGGGCGGGCGGCGGCGGGCGCGGGGGCUCGCGCCGUCCGGGGCGCGGCGGGGAGCGGCGGCGACUCGAAGCGGCGGGAGCGCGCGGGCCCGCACAGUGGCCGCCCGGCUCCGCGCCGCGCCCCGCGCCCAGGACGCGCCCCCGCUGCCCACCCGGAGGGAGAGCCGCGUCCCGGGAACCAUGCGCCGCGGAGCCCCGGCCCGGACGGGCCCGCCGAGGUGGCUGCUGCUGGCCGUGACCGUGGGACUGCUGGCCCCGAGCGUCCUGGCGGGCGUGAAGAAGUACGACGUGCCGUGUGGCGGCAGAGACUGCAGUGGCGGCUGCCAGUGCUACCCCGAGAAAGGAGGGCGGGGCCAGCCGGGACCGGUGGGCACCCAGGGCUACAGCGGGCCGCCGGGCCUGCAGGGCUUCCCCGGCCUGCAGGGCCACAAGGGAGAGAAGGGCGAGCGCGGCCGGCCCGGCGUCACGGGACCCAAAGGCGAAGUGGGGGUCAGAGGCGUGUCCGGCUUCCCGGGGGCCGACGGGAUUCCCGGGCACCCGGGCCAAGGCGGUCCCCGAGGGCCGCCCGGCCACGACGGCUGCAACGGCACCCGUGGAGACGCCGGCCCGCAGGGGCCUUCCGGCACCGGGGGCAUCCCCGGCUCUCCCGGGCCCCAAGGGCCGAAAGGGCAGAAGGGCGAGCCCUACGCACUGUCCCCCGAGGAGCGCGGCAAGUACAGGGGGGAGCCCGGCGAGCCGGGACUGGUCGGCUUCCAGGGUCCCCCCGGCCGCCCGGGGCCCAUGGGGCCGAUGGGGCCAGUCGGCGCUCAAGGGAGACCGGGCCCGCCGGGACCCCCCGGACCCAAAGGGCAGCAGGGCAACCGCGGACUGGGCUUCUACGGAGAGAAGGGCGAGAAGGGCGAGAUGGGCCUGCCGGGGCCCAACGGGGUUCCGUCCGAGGGGCAGCCCGUCACGGGCCCCAGCAAGGACACGCUGCACCUGGAGCACUACAAGGGCAUCAAGGGGAGCCAGGGGGACCCCGGGCGGCAGGGCUACGGCAUGAAGGGGGAAGACGGCAUCGUGGGCUUCCCGGGAGAGCGGGGCCUGGCCGGCUACCCCGGAGAGAAGGGAGACCUGGGCCUGAGGGGAACCAGAGGUCCUGAUGGCUACCAAGGCCCCGACGGCCCGCCCGGACCCAAGGGAGAACCCGGCGUCCAGGGCCCCCCCGGCCCCCCAGGCUACUCCCCGCACCCGUCCCUCGCCAAAGGCAUCAGAGGAGAACCCGGGUUCCCGGGGCCCCACGGGGAGCCGGGCAGCCGUGGGCAGCCAGGAGACCCCGG
Sorex araneus (European shrew) is the source of this 1332-nucleotide messenger RNA. RefSeq names its product collagen alpha-2(V) chain. Bases 1 to 1155 code for a protein of 384 amino acids. The transcript is spliced from 20 exons. The record is from RefSeq and is a predicted model, not a curated record. NCBI's taxonomy places the organism in Eukaryota, Metazoa, Chordata, Mammalia, Eulipotyphla, Soricidae.